GGCGGAGCGGGGCCAGCCCGGCUCGUGCGCAGGCGGGUUCCGGCUGCAGCCCCAGCGCGGGGAGCGGGCGAGAGGCGGCCCCGGGGAGGCAGUAGCCGCGGGGCGGGAAGUCGCUGCCGGGCGGAGGAAGCGGCCGGGGCCGGAGCCGGAGCCGAGCCCGGCGAUGGCUGCAGCGGGGCCGGCGCAGCUCCAGGUGGCGUUUGAGGACGUCGCUCUGUAUUUCACCCGGGAGGAGUGGGAGCUCCUAUCCCAGCCACAGAAGCAGCUGUACCGGGACCAGAUGCUGAGGAAUUACCAGGCCCUUGUUUCCUUGGGCUAUUCAGAUUCCACACCAGACUUAAUCCACCGGAUCGAGCUAGGGGAGGCAGAGCUCUGGAUCUGGGAUGCUGAGGACUCCGGGGAAAGCUCAGGGCCUGAGAGCCCCUCCUCAGCAGGGCUCAGGAUCCUGGGAGGAACGAGGACACAGUCUGAGUGUGGGGAGAGUGCAGCAGGAAAGCAGGAUCCCACGGCCCACAGGGGGAUCCAUGCACAGGACACAGUCCAUCCCCCGGAUAAACUCAGCCAGAGACCAGAUGUGGCUACACAACAGAGACUCCCCAGGGGCUGGCGCCCCCACCUCCGCAUUGACGGCAGCAAGAGGUUCAGCAACCCCUCCGUGCUGAACCAGCAUCGGCGCAUGCACCCCAGGGAGCAACGGUAUCGCUGUGCUGAUUGUGGCAAGAGCUUUGCAAACAACUCAAGCCUGAGAGUACAUCAACGCACGCACACUGGAGAGCGGCCACACCGCUGCACCGACUGCGGCAAGGGCUUUACACAGAUCGGACACCUGAGAAUACACCAGCGCACACACACUAAGGAGCGGCCAUACUGCUGUGCUGACUGUGGCAAAGGCUUUGCACACAGCUCAAGCCUGAGUGUACAUCAACGCACGCACACCGGGGAGCGGCCGUAUCGCUGCACCAUCUGUGGCAAGAGCUUCGCACACAACUCAGGCCUGAGAAUGCACCAGCGCACGCACACCGGGGAGCGGCCGCACCACUGUGCUGAGUGCGGCAAGGGCUUUGCACGGAUCGGACACCUGACAAAACACCAGCGCGCACACACUAAGGAGCGGCCAUACUGCUGUGCUGACUGUGGCAAAGGCUUUGCACACAGCUCAAGCCUGAGUGUACAUCAACGCACGCACACUGGAGAGCGGCCACACCGCUGCACCGACUGCGGCAAGAGCUUUGUACAGUUUACACACCUGACAAGACACCAGCGCACACACACUGGGGAGCGGCCAUACCGCUGUGAAGAUUGUGGCAAGGGCUUUGUGCAGAUAUCAGAGCUGAGAAUGCACCAGCGCACGCACACAGGGGAGCGGCCACACUGCUGUGCUGACUGCGGCAAGAGCUUUGCACAGAUCGGACACCUGACAACACACCAGCGCGCACACACUAAGGAGCGGCCAUACUGCUGUGCUGACUGUGGCAAAGGCUUUGCACACAGCUCAAGCCUGAGAGUACAUCAACGCACGCACACUGGAGAGCGGCCACACCGCUGCACCGACUGCGGCAAGAGCUUUGUACAGUUUACACACCUGACAAGACACCAGCGCGCACACACUGGGGAGCGGCCAUACCGCUGUGAAGAUUGUGGCAAGGGCUUUGCACAGAUCUCAGUGCUGAGAAAACACCAACGCGCGCACACCGGGGAGCAGCCGUACAGCUGUGCUGAUUGUGGCAAAUGCUUUUCUGAGUUGGGCAACCUCACCCGGCACCAGGUCACUCACACCAACACCCUUGUGUCACUGCCAGGGCCUGAGGGGCUUGUGGCAGCCGAUGGGCCUGGCACAGUGCCAGCAGAUGCAGACCAGGGAGUGGUCCUCUCCCCAUGAUGCCCAGCAGAGAGACUGUGUGGAGCAGGGAAGAGGACUUUGCUGAGCAGUGUGGGGAAGAGCAGACAGGUGGGUAGCUAUCCCACGGAGCAUCUCUUCCUCUUCUGCCGCUAAGUGUUUUGGGAAGUGAAGAGGAGCUCGACAUUGAACUCACCACCCAUAGUAGCUACGACACAAGGUUGCUUGUGGCAUUCACAGAGGUGCUGACCACAGUGGAACAUCGCUUUUUGGACUUGGGAAACAAGCACUGAAUGGUGGGAUCACAUCGUCAUGCAUGUCUGGGGUAAGCAGCGGCUGCAGAACUUUCAGAUGAGGAAAGCCACUUCCGUGGGUCUGUGUGAUGAGCUCGCCCCAGCCCUGCAGUGCAAGGACAUGAGAAUGAGAGCUGCCCUGCCCAUGGAGAAGCACGUGGCAAGUGCACUGUGGAAGCUGGCUGCUCCAGACUGCUACCAAUCAGUCGCUAACCAGUUCGGAGUGGGAAAGUCGACCGUUAGACUUGUGUUGAUGGAAGUGUGCAGGGCCAUUAAUCGCAUCCUGCUCAGAAGAACCAUGGCUCUGGGCAACGUGUAUGACAUUGUGGAUGGCUUUGCGCAAAUGGGUUUCCCUAACUGUGGCGGGGUGAUAGAUGGGACGCAUAUUCCACUUCUGGCAUGAGACCAACUAGCCUCCAAGUAUGUUAAUCGCAAGGGGUAUUUCUUGAUGAUUCUCCAGACGCUUGUGGAUCACUGUGGGCAUUUCACAGACAUUAACCCAGGCUGAUCCAGAAAGGUGCCUGAUGCAUGCAUCUUUCAAAACACUGGACUGUUCAGGAAGCUGCAAGCUAGGACUUUCUUCCUGGACCAGAAGAUCACUGUAGGGGAAGUUGAAAUGCCCAUUGGGAUCCUGGGAGAAUGACGGUUGAGUGUGAUUUUGGUCAUUUAAAGACCCGCUGGCGCUGUCUGUAUGGGAAGCUGGACCUGGCCGAUGACAACAUUCCUAUGCUUGUAGCCGCUUGUUGUAACCUCCAUAAUAUUUGUGACGGGAAGGGUGAAAGGUUCACUCAGGGAUGGACCAUUGAGGCUCAGCGCCUGGAAGCUGAAUUUGAACAGCCAGAGACCAGGGCUAUUAGAGGGGUGCAGCACUGGGCCAUAAGGAGCUGCUGAAAGCCAGUAAUAUUUGUUACUAUGCUCAGGAGUGCAGUGCUUGAAAUGCUAGUACGUGACUGCAAUUCUUCCAUACUAUACACUGAAAUAACUUUAGAAAAAUGCCUGUUGCUUUGCGUGGCUAUGUUUGCUUUCAUUUAAUGCAACAAAGAUUGGUUUCAAACUAAACAAAUUCAUUUAUUAACAACAAGCAGAGGAGAGAGACAAAUGGUAAAACAUAUCUGCACUGUGUGGGAUGGGGGAAGGGAGGUGUGAUGGGUUCAGUCACAGAGAUCCCCUUGGGACUGUCACCUCAUGUGCUGAAAUUACCUCAGAGCCAGUUUUCCCUGCCAGUUUGGGAUUUCCAGAACCCUGUCUUGUUGAGCCAGACAUGCUAGCCUGCUGUAACAGAUCCAGGGUCUGGGCCAUGCCCCCAAAGCUGCAGACUUAACUGAAAACAGCUAAGCAAGUUACCUGUCUCUAGCACGGGUAGGCAACCUAUGUCACGCGUGCCAAAGGCGGCACGUGAGCUGAUUUUCAGUGGGACUCUCACUGCCUGGGUCCUGGCCACCGGUCCGGGGGCUCUGUAUUUUAAUUUAAUUUUAA
Molecule: messenger RNA, 3606 nt
Organism: Mauremys mutica (yellowpond turtle)
Lineage: Eukaryota; Metazoa; Chordata; Testudines; Geoemydidae
Product: zinc finger protein OZF-like
Exons: 4
Coding region: 164-1879 (571 amino acids)
Biological process (GO): regulation of transcription by RNA polymerase II
Molecular function (GO): DNA-binding transcription factor activity; RNA polymerase II cis-regulatory region sequence-specific DNA binding
Source: RefSeq, a predicted model, not a curated record